This is a messenger RNA of Paramisgurnus dabryanus, 2456 nucleotides long. RefSeq lists its product as uncharacterized. NCBI's taxonomy places the organism in Eukaryota, Metazoa, Chordata, Actinopteri, Cypriniformes, Cobitidae. The record is from RefSeq and is a predicted model, not a curated record.
CCAGAUCUCAGCCAAAACUGAGUCUGACCCAAAAAAUAUAUGUCCACAUGAAUGUAUUUUCUAUUUGUGUAGUGUGUGUGAUAUCAUUAUUCUCCAGCAGAGGACACAAAUGAGCGGAGAAAACAACCCAGUCAAUCUUCACACACUUUAAUUUGUGGUGUAAUGUUGCUAUUCUAGCUGUUAUAUGAACAUAAUAGGCUGGGAUGCCCCCUUGUGGUUCAUAAUGAAACUUGUAUUACUUGAUUUAAGCCAAGAAACAUGGAUACAUAUAUAUGCUAAAUUCAGGUACAUCACCACUUGUGAAACAGUUUCAACGUAAAAGGGUGGCCCGUACCUGAAUUCAGGUUUGGCAGGCAUUCUCAGCAUACUUGCUUUGUGAAGGAGGAGUCUUACGCUAAAUCAUUUCAUGCAACACUAGAUGAACCAAACGAAAAUGAAAGAGCAAUGAGACGAGAGCAACACCAUGCUAAAUAUAAGAUUUCACAGAAUUAAAUACCAUUUCUUCAGGUACUGGUAAUGUAAAUGGAUUUUAAAUUGAGGAAAGAAACACAUUGAUGUUUAAAGAUGCUAAGAUGCAAUAAUGGGAACAUAUCUCCACUGCAGCCAACAUCACCAUUAAACCAACUGAUUUUAUCCAAAUUCCUGAGGAUCAACCCAAAAGUCCUGGGGGUUUUUGAAAUAUCAGUAGGUAUGAUGGUGUUCAUCCUAACAAUCUGGACAGGGUUUUAUUACCUCUUCUGGUCGCCUCUUAUUACGAUUUUAACUGGAGCUGCAACGGUGUCAGCUGCACGUACACUUAACAUGUGUCGGGUCAGAACCUCUCAGUUUCUCAACUGUUUUGUUGCCAUAACAGCUGCUAUCUCCAUCCCCUUUCACUAUAUUGACACCUUCGGCAUAAGAAUCAUUGUCUUUGUGGUUUGUGACAUCCUGAUCUUCAGCUUCUCUGUGAUUGUUGCCUCAUCCCUAUGUGAGUGUUGCAGGACGAAGUCCAGACAUGUUGAAGUCUGUUACGUGAGCACGCCUGUUCCUAAUGUAAAUGUCAACAAUUUUGUUCUGGGCCCUUAUGCACCUCCACCAAACUAUGAAUCUGGCUUGUUUGCGACUCCACAACACUACAGUACUGCCGCAUCUUCACCACAUUAUAGUCCAGCCUAUUUUGCACCUCCACAAAACUACGACCCAGAUCACUUUGCACCUCCACCAGACUACAGUACACUCCCAUCUGCACCUCCACCAGAAUACAGUACACUCCCUUUUACACCACCACCAAACUAAGAGAUAAAGACAGGAGAACCAGAAGACAAAGCAGAUCUCAGCCAAAAAGUCACCUCAUGAUAUUUCUAACACAAGAAAUAUAUGUCCACAUAAAUUUUCUGUUUGUGUAGUGUGUGUGAUAUUAUUAUUCUCCAGCAGAGGACACAAAUGAGCGGAGAAAACAACACAGUCAAUCUUCACCCACUUUAAAAUGCUUUAUUUGUGGUGUAAUUUUGCUUUUCUAGCUAUUUUUUGAAAGCACUCCAGAACAGUCUGUGUUGAACCUGUACAUUAUUUUCCACGUUACAAGUAUACACUCAUACCUUUCAAUGAUUUGCCAUCUGUUUUUUGCAAUCCGUCUUUUCAUAAGCCUAUAAUAUCCAAAUAAAUCCAUCAUAUGUCAGCAAACCCAAAUGCUCAUUAUAAAUUACACCCAGAAAAUGUAUAUUUCACUCAUUUUAUUAGCGAAAGAAAAUAAUCAUGUCACUUGUAGAACAUAAACAUGAAGAUCUUCUGAACGUAAUGGUUUCUCAAGUUUAGCUUAUGUCCCUGCCUGUAAACUAACACUGGGUGUAAGGGACACACCCAGCCGUAAGGUUACAUUUACCCAGAAAAGAUUUAUAUGUUACCCAUUAAUGGGUUAAAACAACCCAGCAUAUGUUAAAUUACAUGUAAAAUAACAGAAAAUUAAUAAAUAACGGAAUACUAAUUUUUGCAUAAUUAGGAAAGCAUGCUCUGGACUGUCACUUAUUAUUAAGAUAUUUUUUAGUGAUAUCGGUCAGAUUUCAAACAUCAUAAAAUUUCUAAAGAAAUUGUUUACUGCCAACCUUUGGUUUUGAACCUUAAAGUAAGUGUCUUUGAACGAAAAACCUUUUCAUUUGAAUGUUUUGCUUCAGUGGCUCAUUGCUGAGCUCUGUCAUCUGUUCUCUGUAUUAAGGUGUCUUACAGCUGGAGAGUGUGUGUGUGUGUGUGUGUGUGUGUUUGUUUGUAAAAUGUUGUUUAGCCAAACGUCUUCUCUUGUGUGUGACACAGCUGUGUGUCUAACAAACAAAAGAGAUGAGACCAACCAAGGUUUCCAGAUUGGAUGAGAAGGCCAAUUCCUCAGGGAUGAAGGUCACUCCUCCUCCCCUGACUGUUUGUUGAACAUGCCGACAGGCUGAAAUAAUCUGCUUGGCUCCCAAAAAUAAAGAUGCCUGAAAGGU